CAACAUCUAAUUUGUUCACGCCAAUUACACCGUCAUAGUGACACCGUCAUGGUAAUGCCGCCACAGUGACGCCGCCGCUGCCCGCCUGCGUCACUCCCCAUCCCCACACUACCGCCACUGCCCAUCCCCACACCACCGCAAUGUACCCCCACAUCACCGCCACUGUCCCACCGUUACACCACCGCCACUGUGUCACCUUCACACCACCAUCAGUUCUCCACCCUCUCACCAUUGUAAAUGCAUCACCACCACCCGCCCUUCCCACCUCCCAUUGUCGUGACCCAACCGUCGCCCAACGCUGCCCCACGGACCAAACCUUAGGCUCCGCCCACCAUUUCCGCCUCCCAAACCCAUAUCUAAGCCUCUAUUCGUCUAUUAAUAUAGAUUCUGCCCAUCUUCGCCGUCAUAGCCUUCACAACGAGAUCCGUUUACCGGCGAAGAAAAUGGAGAAGAAGAGAACCGCGUGGAUCGGAGGCGAGAGCGGCAUCGGCUGGUGGAGGCGGUGAACUUUUCUAUCUUCGGCCGAGCAACGGAUUGGUGGUGCCGGAUUGGUGGAGGCGCUGGGCUGGUGGAGAAAGAGGAGGAUGCGCAGAUCUGAAGAAAUGAUUGAACGGAGGAAGCCUGGGACGAAGGUAAGACAGACAGUUGGCCAAGGACAUUUAAGUCAGUUCACAUAUUUUUACUGCCUUUUUUGUCCACAUGAAUUUUAUAUUUGUCCAAUCAAAGCUGAGAAGUAAUAAUUAUGCGAUUCUUUCUAAUUAAUACUCCCUCCGUCCCUGAAUUAUCUUCAAACUUUCCUUCUUCGUCCGUCCCAAAAUUAUCUCUUCCUUCCCUUUUUGAUAAAGAAUUUGUGGUUCACGAUCAUUCUUACAUAUUCUUACACAUUUCUCUCUCCUCUGCACAACUCUCCACCAUACAAAAUCCACUAUCUUAAUAAGUGUGCCCAGCCGAAAUGGGAGAUAAAACAGGGACGGAGGGAGUAUGUGUUAAUAUUAUGAUUAUUGAAUGAGAUAUUAUCCAAAAUAUGACUAAAAUAGUUUGAAAAUUCCAAAAUAGGUCGGACAUGUUUUUCCCAAAAUAGGACUAAUUACUGUCAUGUUUUGACAGUACCACACUUCAAACAUGGCAGUAUUUUCUAAACAUGGCAGUAAUUAGUCUUAUUUUGGGAAUAAAAAACAUGACAAUCAUAUUUUGAAAUUUUGAAACUGUUUUAGUCUUAUUUCGGGAACUUUCCCUUAUUGUAUUAACUAUUUAUUAUAAUUGAGUUUUGUGUUAUCAAAAUUAGUUAAACCCAAUACUAUUAAGUAAAUCGUAUGAGCCAAUAAGUGGGAAGAGGCCCGUGUUACUUUUCAGGGUUUAAUGAGAACCCUAGCUAAACCUAACACACUAUAUCUAGGCUAUGAUCCCCAACAUAUAAAACGAU
This is a messenger RNA of Cuscuta europaea, 1423 nucleotides long. The record is from the annotation of a GenBank genome assembly. NCBI's taxonomy places the organism in Eukaryota, Viridiplantae, Streptophyta, Magnoliopsida, Solanales, Convolvulaceae.